Messenger RNA from Octopus bimaculoides (California two-spot octopus), 989 nucleotides. RefSeq names its product chymotrypsinogen A. The record is from RefSeq and is a predicted model, not a curated record. Gene Ontology annotation, molecular function: serine-type endopeptidase activity. NCBI's taxonomy places the organism in Eukaryota, Metazoa, Mollusca, Cephalopoda, Octopoda, Octopodidae. Gene Ontology annotation, biological process: proteolysis.
AUGGAUCCUAAAUAUCUGCUGAAUUUAUUCAUUUGCAUUAUAAAUUUAAUGUCAAUCGUCCAAACCGAGGCUCGAAGUGUGUGCCGUUAUAGCUAUGGCUGUUACAUUUGCCGAACGGAUUCUGCAAAAGGAGGACGGUGUGAAAUUUAUCGUUACUGUUUCAGACAACGGAAUCGUUACAACAAAGUGCAAUGUCUGAGAUACAACCAGCGUUCUACACAAGAUGGUUGUGGUAUUCGUCCUACAAGGAAUAUCGUCGGAGGUUCAACAUCCACUGAAGGAAAAUGGCCUUGGCAAGUCUCCUUACAGAUGAAAGGUUCGGUUCAUAUCUGUGGAGCUGUGGUUAUUAAUCAAAACUGGCUGCUAACAGCUGCUCAUUGUGUCUACAGAACGGCAGCCCGUGAAUUCACUGCAGUUUUUGGAGAAUAUGACUUAGGAUGGAAAUCAGGACACGAACAGUAUCGCUCAAUUUUUCGAACUUUCGUUCACCCCUAUUUCAGACCAGGCGGAAAUUAUCCCAACGAUGUUGCUUUGGCUCAGUUGACGUCUCCAAUCCAAUAUACAGAUUAUGUAAGAUCGAUCUGUCUUCCAUCUCGAUAUGACAGUUAUGAUAACGACGAAUGUUGGAUUAGUGGAUGGGGUGCAACCAGAGGUACAGGAAGCAACCGACAACUGCGUGAGUUGAACGUGACCCUUUUGAACCCAAAUUUUUGUCAGAAUCUUUGGCACGGAACCAUUCGUCCACCACUUCAUAUCUGUGUUAAUUUUGGCAUAAAAGGAGCCUGUUCAGGUGAUUCUGGAGGGCCAUUAUCUUGUGUGCGAAAGUCUGAUGGCCGAUUCAUUGUGGCUGGUGUUACAUCUUGGGGCGACCGUUCGUGUCAAAGAUAUGGUUUCCCAAGUAUCUACACAAAUAUCAAAACGUUUGUUCCAUGGAUUCAGAAUGUAAUCAAAGCUAACAGUAGAAGUCCGAGGUAACUUAGACAGAACCG